Messenger RNA from Striga hermonthica, 543 nucleotides. The record is from the annotation of a GenBank genome assembly. Lineage: Eukaryota; Viridiplantae; Streptophyta; Magnoliopsida; Lamiales; Orobanchaceae.
AUGUUUGUCGGGGACUCUUUGAACCGGAAUCAGUGGGAAUCGAUGAUAUGUUUGGUUCAGUCGGCAGUUCCUCCCGGCAGGAAGAGCUUGAACAAGACUGGCUCUUUAUCUGUUUUCAGAAUUGAGGAUUACAAUGCUACGGUGGAGUUUUACUGGGCUCCGUUCUUAGUCGAGUCCAACUCGGACGACCCAAACAUGCACAGCAUAUUAAACCGCAUCAUCAUGCCCAAGUCCAUCAAAAAGCACGGCAAGAAUUGGAAGAACGUAGACUACCUCGUCUUCAACACGUACAUUUGGUGGAUGAACACUUUUGCCAUGAAAGUCUUGCGAGGCUCGUUUGACAAAGGCUCGACCGAGUAUGAUGAAGUGCCGAGGCCUGUGGCUUAUAAUCGAGUGCUGAGGACGUGGUCCAAAUGGGUUGACAAAAAUGUGAACCCAAACCAUACCCAAAAGGAUGGACAUUUUUGUUCGAGAAUGAUUUCUAUAUACAUUAUGGAGAGGUUUUUGGCUGUUGAGGGGUGGGAAGAAGAAAGUCGAGAGUAA